Fonsecaea multimorphosa CBS 102226 is the source of this 312-nucleotide messenger RNA. RefSeq lists its product as uncharacterized. The coding region runs from base 1 to 312 and encodes 103 amino acids. The record is from RefSeq and is a predicted model, not a curated record. The transcript has 2 exons. Lineage: Eukaryota; Fungi; Ascomycota; Eurotiomycetes; Chaetothyriales; Herpotrichiellaceae.
AUGCCUCCCAUGCGCAUCCCCCUCAACCGCCUGGCCCAGACCAUCCGCACAUUCUCAUCCGCCAGCCCUGGCUCGAUGAGAACGGCGGUGGCGCACCACCCGGCAUCCUUACACUUCCACCAUCAGCACAUCGUCCCACACCAGGCGUCGCAGAGGAUCCUCUCCAAAGCUCAGACGCACUGGUCGACCAUCCCCGAGGCCGUCCGCGACGUGACCAGUUACCUCGCCCUGGGGGCGCUGACCUCCGAGGCCGCCUUCCUGGUGUAUUGCUGGGACCAAGAAGCAGACCUGACCGAUUUCCUGGCUGUAUAA